Molecule: messenger RNA, 741 nt
Organism: Dryobates pubescens (Downy woodpecker)
Lineage: Eukaryota; Metazoa; Chordata; Aves; Piciformes; Picidae
Gene: DLX4
Product: distal-less homeobox 4
Exons: 3
Coding region: 1-741 (246 amino acids)
Biological process (GO): embryo development; negative regulation of transcription by RNA polymerase II; cell differentiation
Molecular function (GO): DNA-binding transcription factor activity, RNA polymerase II-specific; RNA polymerase II cis-regulatory region sequence-specific DNA binding
Source: RefSeq, a predicted model, not a curated record
AUGACCAUGAGCUCCGUAGCCGAAAGCCUGCUGGGACCCGACCCCUCGAAAGCCGCUUUCCUGGAACUCGCCCACCCCUCACCGCCUCACUACCCGCUCCACGGGCUCCAUCCCACCGCUCACCCCCAGCACGACCCAGCGCCUUUCGCUUCCUACGGGCGACCCGGGCCCUACCCCUAUUCCAGCGGUGCCCCCCCGCCCCCUCACGGAGGUCCCUACCUGCCCUACCCGGCCCCCAGUGCUCAGCAUCCCCCGGCCGGGCUGGCCCCCGGCAACCGGCUGCAGGACGCAGCCCACGAGAAGCCCCCGGCCCUCCCCAGCGGGGAGCUGCGCAUCAACGGCAAGGGGAAGAAGCUGCGCAAGCCGCGCACCAUCUACUCCAGCCUGCAGCUGCAAGCCCUCAACCAGCGCUUCCAGCAGACCCAGUACCUGGCGCUGCCCGAGCGAGCCGAGCUGGCUGCCCAGCUGGGGCUCACCCAGACCCAGGUGAAGAUCUGGUUCCAGAACAAGCGCUCCAAGUACAAGAAGAUCAUGAAGCAGGGCUCCAGCCUGCCCGACGGGGAGCACCUCCACACCACCACCACCUCCCUCUCCCCCUGCUCCCCCAACAUCCCCCCGCUCUGGGACAUCCCCCUGCCGGGCAAAGGGCCCCCCCUGGCCCCCAGCAGCUACAUCAACAGCUUUGGAGCCUGGUACCAGCCACAUCCACAGGACACCAUCCCCCGGGCUCCCAUGAUGUGA